UGGCUAUUCAGUCGCAGUAGCGGCCUUUUAAUUGUGCUCGUGAUUUAGUCUGGUUGUUGUCAAGCAUGUCUGGUGGAUAUCCAGUUUUAGAGCUCUCGGCAGAGGACCUGCGCCUAAUGCUUGCAGCUCACGUUCAUGUGGGGGAGACUAAUAUGAAUUUCCAAAUGUCAACAUACGUCCAUGGGUGUACUAAAGAUAAUUAUCACAUUAUUAAGUUGGAUAAAACAUGGGAGAAAAUCCUUCUAUCAGCUCGUGCUAUUGCAGCGAUUGAUCAUCCGUCAGAUGUUUACGCAAUCGGGUCCAGGCCAUUUACUCAGCGUGCUGUAUUAAAAUUUGCGAACUACACAGGAACAACAGCAAUGGCAGGCCGCUUCACACCUGGUACCUUCACCAACCAGAAACAAUCUUGUUUCCGAGAACCCCGCCUGUUAAUUGUCAGUGACCCAAUAAGCGAUCACCAAGCUGUAUAUGAAGCUAAUUCUGUAAAUGUUCCGCUUAUUGCAUUCUGCAAUACUGACACCCCUUUGUCACGUGUUGAUAUCGUCAUUCCCUGUAAUAACAAGUCAACAAAUUCUAUUGCCGUUGUGUGGUGGCUUCUUGCUCGUGAAGUACGGCGCAUCCGCGGCGAAGAUACAAGAUUGCACCAAUGGAGUGUACUACCUGACCUGUUUCUCUAUCGCGAUCCAAACGAGGAAGAGCAAAAUGCUGAGGAAGUUGAUGAUGCUAGAUUGGAACCCGCUUUGCCAGGGGCCGAUAUUGAAGCUGCAGAAACGUGGGGAGUUGAGCCAACAAUGCCUGUCGGAUCAUUAGGUGAUAUGGGGAUAGCCGCUGCUGGUUACGGUCCUGUUGGUGGGACAGCAGGUGGUUGGAGUAAUUUAGAUGCCGAUCCAACAGAAACGUGGUAGUUUAGCAAUAUAACUUAUGGAAAAGUACAUCUUGUUUUCUAUACGGAUCACCUUGUCAUUAAAUUUGCUAGUUUAUGUAGUGUGCUACUCCAGAUUCAUAGGUUUUGGUACGAAUUUAGUCUCUUGUCAAUAGGUCCAGUAGGUGAGGUAGACUGAGCAAAUUUCUACAUUUAUGUUGCCGUUUUUUAAAUAUUCGUUUCUCAGGGGCAGGUUUCCUACCAUUACUUAGACGAUUGGGAUUUACACAUCCCAAUGUGUGGCGCAUAUAUAUUUGGUGCCCCCCUGUACCAAUAUUUAUGUGUUCAAAUAAAUAAUACACAUCCCAAUAUACUGAAAUUCUACAAUGAACAUUUUAAUAAAGAUUCUAUUCCUACUGAAAGUAAUAUUCAUAUAUAGUUGAAUAAAUUGCCAAUUCUUAAUUAACAAAC
Schistosoma spindalis is the source of this 1333-nucleotide messenger RNA. NCBI's taxonomy places the organism in Eukaryota, Metazoa, Platyhelminthes, Trematoda, Strigeidida, Schistosomatidae. The record is from the annotation of a GenBank genome assembly.